This is a messenger RNA of Durusdinium trenchii, 3963 nucleotides long. Lineage: Eukaryota; Dinophyceae; Suessiales; Symbiodiniaceae. The record is from the annotation of a GenBank genome assembly.
GCCGUCACUCAAGCUCCCCGCUCUUUCCAAGAAACUGCGGGAUGUUAACUUUUGGCCGAUUGGCCGUUGGGCUGCCAGCGCCAUGGUGAAGCCCUGGAAUGUUUGGUGGCUCUUUAUUUGGAUUGCUACAUCAGAACCAGCACCCUGCUUGCCAGACGCCGUGAAGGCGGAGGAGCGAAGGUGGCUCAAGGACAAUGCUGGAAGAGAUCUUCCAUUGGGACUGCUCACUUGUGACUGGGCGAGCUCGAUGCUCUUCACCUCCUUGACCGACAUAUUGAUCCAAGAAGUGCUGGGCUACCACGCUUUCAUCAGCCCAGCUUCACUGUGCGGUUCGACACCUCAUCAGCUCUAUGCCUCCUUUGGCUGUACUGAAUUCAAUCACGAGGAGGCGCGUGAUUGCGAGAACGAGACUAGGAUUCAUGUGACUAUGGACUCUUGGAUCACCGGCUACCCCACGGAGUUGGACACCAUGAAGAGCAAAUAUCCGCACUUGGCACCCAGCGAUUUGGGCAGUAUGGGCUACGACGGACAUGAGUCGGUGUUCUUGCAGAUGCGGUCGAGGGCAGCUGCGGCACAGCAGGGCCUUGCUUUAGCUUACUAUGAGAGUUACAACACCUCCCACCACGAUCCCAAAGAGUAUUUUUGCAGCAUCUCUGAUAUCGGCGCGUCUCUGAAGCAAUGCAACCAAACUGACUUGUUUAAGACUGAGUUCAUGGAGAACUAUUUGAAUUGGACUGGUGAUAAUGAGGGUGUGACAUUUGAUGAGACGAACAGCUACGUUGCGAGAUGCUACAACGGCUCAUGGUGGCUGGCGCCAAGUUGCCGUUGGGAUCCCUUGACGUGUAUUCCGAUGAUCACUGCAGGGACAGGUUGGAGGGUGCAAGCGCUGAUGCAGUGGUCGACGGCCUAUGGGAUCCCGAGCGCGAUCGGCGUGGGUCUAGAGAACUCCGAUUGGGUGUCGAUCGUCCAAGACUUGAGCGUGAUGUUCUAUUGGUGGCUUCCUGAUGCCACCUUUGCACACCUGCAGCCAAGCAAAGUCAUUUUUCCGGACUUCAACGCUCGGGAAUGGGCCCAAGGGAACCAGAAGACGAUGAUGAAUAAGGCUUACAUUGGUAAAACUGUCAGCAGCAACUUGAGAGUGAAGGCUCCCAUCGUCGAACAGUUUGUGUCGCAGAUCAAUUUCGACAUGGAAGAGACUCAAGCCAUGCUGUUGGCCGCGAGGAGCACCAACUACAGCGAGGUCGCUUGUGAGUGGGUACGCGCCAAUCGCCCCAGAUGGCACGCAUGGCGUCCGGAUGCCUCGAACUGCCUCGCCGGCUUCGGCGUCGUGGACACUGCGCAGUGCUUCCUCACCGAGAGACGGAACGCCACGAGCUGUGAGGUCUGUCAACCUGGGAGCUUUUCAGAAGCCUUUUUCGAUGAGAAAGGGGCAACCUACCGUUGUGUCCCUUGUGCGGCGGACAGCCACCAAACACGAAGUGCCGCCAGCGCAUGUGACUUGUGCCCUGCGGGCACGUAUACCAAGAGUGCUGGUGAAGAGAAGUGCACCAGCUGCGAAGUGGGGCGAUACCAGAGUGGUGAAGGAAAGACCAUUUGCAUGGAGUGCAGUGAUCGAAGAACCACACUGUUUCAAGCUGGAGCUUCUUUAGAGGCUUGUGUUUGUCAGAAGGACUUUAUUGAGCAGAACGGGACCUGCAACAGUUGCGGUCUUGGGCUUCAGUGUCCUAAAGGGAGCACUGUCGAACUCUUGCUGGGUACUGCGAAUGUCACAGAGGGACAAGAUGCGCCAAGUCUUCAGUCGGGCUUCCAAAGCGAUCCUCACGGCGUGCCGUACAAGACCUUCCGCUGCCGGGAAUUCUGCCCCGGCGGCACUCCCGGCGUGUGCUCCGCCGGGCGGAUGGGGCCGACGUGCUCGGAGUGCCCGGUCGGCACCUUUGCUUCAUACUCUGGUCCCUGCCUGCAAUGUCCAGAAGAGUCAAUUUGGGGACUCUGGUUGACCUUGCUUUUGCUGCCGAUCCUCCCAGUCACCGCCAUCAGUUACUACGUGGUGGCUCAGCCCUACAUCCCGCGCAGCUCACCCACCUACGUGGUGAGCUCCAUCCUGGGAGAGGCGAUCAACCAGCUGCAGGAGCUCCUGGUCGUCUCCGCCGUACCCUCGGCGUGGCCGCCGGUAGUGAUGGAGACGGCGGCAGUGUUUGAGAUCCUCUCCUUGAACCUGGAAGUGGUCGGACUGGGCUGCUUCGUGACUGGGGGCACUGUGCGACGCUUCCUGGCGCAUACCAUGAUCUUCCCUGCCGUGCUCCUCCUCGCGAUGAUUAGGCGACCUUGCUCGCGUUGGCUGGUUUGCCUCACCAAUCCACUGGUCGUUGUGCUAUCAGUCCUCAGCCGCUUCUUCAAGGAAAAGACCUGUUUUUCACAGCGCCUGCGAUGGACCUGGUUUGGAACUUUGGCGCUCAUGGGUACCUUUUGUCAAACGACCUUCCCAACAAUGGCCAAUGUGGGAUUGUCACCACUGAUGUGCUACGCACAUCCAUCUGGAGAAGAGAGCGUUCUGAAGUACAGCAACAUCUUCUGUUGGACAGAGAGCCAUGCGGUCAUGCUGGCCAUGGGCUUCUCGCUGCUGCUCAUCGCGCUGGCCUUUCUUGUUUUAUGCCUUUGGGCCGCCUGGAGUGCUCCGGGCUGGUCGCCACAGGCGCAGGCAGCCGCGAAGUUCCUCUUCGCGGACUUCCGCCCGGAACAUUGGUGGUAUGGGACCUUACUACUCUUUCGGGAGCUGUUGCUCUCAAUGCCUUCGGUCCUGGUGCCUUCGUCUCCAGCGUUGCAAUUGGCUUUGUUACAAGCCUGGCUCUUGCUCUUCCUCGUCCUGCAAUCGUAUGUUCGACCAAAGAAGCUACCAGUCGUGAACUUGAUUUCGGCUGUGACCAACUGCAUUUUUGUGAUGCUCUUAGCUGUUGGCUUGGGUGGAAUACAAGGCAGCGAUCAGGACCAAGUCCUUGAGACUGCGGGAGCCAUCAUUUGUAUCCUGCUCUUCACGAUUUUCAGCAUCAUCCUCAUCCUCUUCGCCUUCGUCGCUUUGCUGUGGCAGCUGAACGUCUCAAGUACUGCGGAGCAUUGGAGCAACCUGGGUCCAGUGCCUCGGGCGAAGACGAUGUAUUUCCUGUUGCGGAAUCUCGCUCGAAGCAUGGAGGUCGCGAAAGUGCACAAGGAGUUUCUUCUGGAACGCAUGGAGGAACUGGGGACCUAUGAUGCACGCAUGGUCCUUACUUCGCUCCUCAUCCUGCAAUGCGAGAUUGGUAUUGACUCCCUUGGUACUGCGGGAAGCGCAGCUGCUGCACCGCGCUACGCGGCCAGCGGCAGCAGCCUGGGAAUCCGAGGCUCACAGGCCUCGAUGGCCUCGGCCAUCUCCGCCGCCUCGGUGAAGACCGAUACCUCGGGGCUGGGCCACCGCGGCCGCAUCGCGACGCCCUCAGCGGUGGCGCUGCGGGCGGGGCUCGGAUCAAGAGCGAGAAUGUCAAGGAUUGCGAGUGCGCUGCAGCGGUCCAAUCAAACGCUCUUCGAUCAAGACGACUCCAGCGACAGCGCCGACGGCUCCGGCUCUGACGGCCGCUCCCCGCCUGGCGGCUCCCCGCGUGGCGGCUCCCCGCGUGUCUCUUCGGGGCGGUUUGAGGAUGGAAGUGACACGAACUCCAACGAGAGAAAGGCGAGUUCUGUGGUGCAAAUUCGCAUCGCUGUGUAGCGAUCAGUCGCCGCGGUUCGCAUGGAUUGGAACCCGGGACCAUUAACAUGGAGCAGCCGACCUACUUUCGCCUUCAGUGUUGCGAAAACAGAGUAGUUUAAUAUAGUUUAAUGCUGCAAUGCGGAUGAAGUGUGAAACAUAGGGCCAAAGGCCAGAUGCCGCGUUGCACCUACAACUGUUGAUGCCUCUCCUACCUAAUCAGUCAUGAACCUUUAGCCAUCUUUGGG